Protopterus annectens (West African lungfish) is the source of this 715-nucleotide messenger RNA. Its product is annotated as tripartite motif-containing protein 15-like. Bases 200 to 607 code for a protein of 135 amino acids. Gene Ontology annotation, molecular function: zinc ion binding. The record is from RefSeq and is a predicted model, not a curated record. Lineage: Eukaryota; Metazoa; Chordata; Ceratodontiformes; Protopteridae. The transcript is spliced from 4 exons.
UAAAUGGCCUCUAGGUAGUGGGCUGUGAGUUUCAUGUAGCAGUUUGCCUGAAACUUUGUUGUAAACACCAGCCCCUUAGGGUCUCCAUUAACAGGAUUUUAUAUCCUGUAACAAAACUUUCCCAUUGAAAAAGUCUAGAGUGAAUUGAAAGUUGGACGGUAUGGUUCAAAGAUUCUAGGAACCGAAGCUUGGAUGUUCAAUGCAGGAAACAGACUGCAAAGACAAAGAAGAGAUGCAGAAUCUAUGUGCUACAAAUGGGGGAACAGAGCAGUGCUGUGGGGAGCACAGAAGGGGACUGAAGUUGUUCUGCCAGGAGGAUGAGGCCUUUAUCUGUGUCCUGUGUGUUCCUAGACAUUCCGGUCACAGUUUUGUGUUCCUUCAUGAAGCAGUCAGUAUGUAUAAGGACAAGCUGAAAACAUCCUUAUCAUCCCUGGAACUAGAAGUCAAAGUUCUUAAAGAUUUAGAAAUCAAGAAUGAGACAGAAUUCCAGAAGAUACAAGACAAGAUGAUAAAAUCCUUGUCAUCCCUGGAACUAGAAGUCAAAGAUCUUAACUAUUUACAAACCAAGAAUGACACUGAAUUCCUGAAGAUACAAAAAGUAUACUAGAGCUUUGGAACUGAUUUCAAAACAUUCAGAGCAUUUUUUUUCUACGACUUCCCACUUCCACAAAUGGAAUGCAGCUUCUUAUAGAACAUGAUUUUCAUAAAUAGGAUC